GUGAAGGUGUGUGUGUUGUUGGUGUGCCAGUGUGCCAGUCCAAUAGAAAUGAAUGGGAUCAGAUUACCAGCCUGUAGGCAGAGAGAGCAAUGGAGGCGAAUGGGGGUAAUUUAGGGGUUCUCUGAUCUUAAAUACAAUUACAAGCUCUUAUGGGCUCAUCCUUGUCCAGCUAAUUAUGAUAUCAGUCUGGUUUACGUUUUAUAUUUAAAAAUAGAAAUCAUUGUGUUGUGCAGGAUGGGAAAGCGUUUAGUUUUUCAUUACAGGAUAGCUCUGGGCUGUAUUACAGAGAGAAUACAUUGUCAUACUCACUGUACCUGCAUAUGAGAUGCACCCCCUUUGUACGGUUGGUUUGAGCGUCUCUCCUUAUUUCCCAUGCGAUGGAAACCGCACUGUCCCAGGAUAUACUAACUAUACCGAUCUCAAGGGGGGGGAGGGUUGAUAAAUGCCUAGCAAUUACUCGUGGCUCACGCCGCCCGCAGGCUGGCUGACCCUCUGCCUCUGGGAUACGUAUUCAUAUAUUUAGGGGUCCGGAGCAGGCACAGUGUGCAGCAAUUUUGGGAUGAGGUGGGUUAAUGUAAAAUUUCCCAUGAGCCCCCAGCGAUGAUUCCCUUCCGGAUCGUUGUUUGCAAGGGAAGGUUCAUUCAACUGCUCGCUAAAAACAGGGGAAAUACCCCAGGGAUGGGAUUGUGAGCAGUCAUAUAGAAACAAGGCUCUCCCUGUGUAUUUAUGGUCUGUCCCGGGGGAGAGAGCAGGAAGCAUGUCCAAGGCUCAGACAGAAGGAAACCCCGGUGCUUCCCAGCAUCCAUUUAAAAAAAGAAGAGACUCAACACUUGCGGAAAAGGUUAAAAUCUUGGAACUCCUUCAACAGCCCAAGGCUUCCCAGUCAUCUGUUGCAAGGAAUUUGGGGUUGUCACAGUCAACAAUUAGUCGGGUGAUGAAAAACAGGGAAGAGAUUUUAGAACGGUGGAGCCAAAAUGAAAAUCCAUGUCGUAAACGGAACAGGCCUUUCAAACAUGCCAAGGUGGAUGAGGCUUUGCUGGAAUGGCUUCUCUUCGCUAAGGCUAAUAAGCUUCCUAUUUCAGGGCCUAUACUCAUGAGGCGAGCAGAGGCCAUAGCCAAGGAGAUCGGUUGUCCUCAGUUUAAGCCCUCCAAUGGGUGGCUGUGGAGGUGGAAAGAGAGAUACCGACUGUUCUAUAGAACAGAAGUCCUACCUUGUCAAAGGAGUGGAAUGAUGCAAGGGCAAGAUGUACAGGAAUCCAAAAUAGAUUAUGACAAAAUGACAGCAAAGGGCUAUUGCCUCAAUGCAGAUGAAAGGAGUGAGGGCCUGACUCGAUCAGAGGUCCAUGACCGAUCAUCUCAAUUAUGCCCUAGGAAUAGGUCCCUGACCCUUGCCCAAGUGGCUAGGGAAUACCAUUCCCAAGACAUAUUCUGUGGCAUUGAAUCACUCUUUCAGUUUCGAGCUAUGGCGGGUCAGGGUUUCAUGUCUGAACACAAGAAGGAAUCUGUCUGCAUUUGGUUCUGUUGCAACAUGAAUGGAACAGAGAAACUCAAACUAUUGGUGACUCACAACCUCCCUGCCAAGUUUGUUGGGGCCCACUCAUUAUCACCUGUGUUCCUGAAGCUCAGUCACAAUGGGUAUCUGACAGAAGGACUCUUCAUUGAGUGGCUUCUGACCUGGGACUCAAAACUUGCCAGGCAAGAUAGAAAGGUCCUAUUGUUUUUAAUGGUGCAUGGCACUGUACCAAAAGUUAAACUCCGGAACAUCUCCCUCUGUCUCUUUCCUAAGAACAACACAAAUAUGUCUUCUACCAAUCUCUUUGGGCAAGAAUUGGUCAGCGAAUUCAAUGCUUUAUACAAACAACUGCUGCUCGAAAGGUUCCAGGAGGACACCAAUGUCAGCAGAGGGUCUGGAGUGUCCUUCCUUAAGCAACUGUCGCAUAUGACACUUGUAGAGGCAAGUUAUACAAUGAACAAGGCUUGGUUAAGGAUAUCUUCCUGCACUAUUAAAAACUGUUUCCAGAAGAUAUUAAGCACCCAGGCAUUUUGCUCUGCAAGACCACAGCCGACUAGUCUCGUGCCAAAUAAAGAUAUUCCAAUCUUAAUGCUACAGGGAGCUGCAGAGAAUUUACACAAUUAUGGACCAUUUACUGCUGGAUUGGGAACAUACCGGAAAGUAACCAUCAAAGAAGAGUGUGUUGUUGAGCAGGAAGACGAUGAUGAGUUUGAAGCUCCAAGCUCCUACUUAUCUUACCCCAUACAGAAGGUAAAGGUGGGGGACAAUAAGGACAUGGCACAUCAAGGUGGCGUGGCCAAAUCUGAGCGAGACGGCUUUGAUCUGUGUGUAACAACCAAAGACAAUGAUAUGACUUCUACAGUUGGAAUAAAGUCAGAGGUCCUUGAAGACUUUAGCAGUGUCCAAGAACUGAAAGGGGCAUGUGGUGUUAUCCAACGGUUCCUUUCUAGCCAGGGCCAAGAUAUGAGUAUUUUCUGUGCGCUGCAGGGUCAGAUAGAGAGAUGCUUAGACAAUCAGUGUAGGAAGAAACAUGUUUAACCUGCAACACAUACACAUUUUAGUGUGUUGUCAAACAAACACAUCACAGUAAAUGGCAUUGACUCUAGUGUUUUUUCUUAGCUGGAGAAGUUGGUUGUACAUAUGAUUUGCUGAAGCCUUAAACAGUUGUUGCAAACAGGCACUUUACUGGUAAGUUCUGACUAGUAGAGGAACAAACUAAGUGUGAAAAGAUCAGGCUAGGUAUCCUAUUAAAACAAAUACAGAGUUUGCCAGAAUUGUGCAGAUCAAGAGGUUUGUUGGUCUGGUUUUGUCUAUAACCCUUGCUCCUUUAUUAGCGGUCUCCUCAUGCCCAACAUUUGAAGGCACUUUCUAAAAAAUGCAAAAUAGGGAUUAUUUAGCUUUCUGCAAGAGUCUAGUAUUUUAAACCUCAAGAUAUCUGCUAGCACACCACAUAUUCUGGACAAGACAAUUUCAGUGCACUUCCUGUACAAGAACCCUGGAGAAGGAUGGCAGCAGGCCUCUUGUAUGGACCAAUGGACCCAUUGCUUCAUUAGAUGCAAAUUUCAUAGGGCGUUACCCCAGUUGUUAUGUGUGUUUCAGGGUGGCUUCCACUCUCCUUUCUCUAAAGACAACAAGGUGCUACACAGUGA
Molecule: messenger RNA, 3162 nt
Organism: Xenopus laevis (African clawed frog)
Lineage: Eukaryota; Metazoa; Chordata; Amphibia; Anura; Pipidae
Gene: tigd3.S
Product: tigger transposable element-derived protein 4-like
Exons: 2
Coding region: 758-2551 (597 amino acids)
Source: RefSeq, a predicted model, not a curated record